AUGGCGACGUACAGGUCACCCUUGGUUCUGGGCUACGCCGGAAGCGCAGCCACCGCGAUUUCUCCCAUCGCUGAAAGCAAGCUGGAUGAUGGCGGCUGUGCUUUCAGCGGACCCCUGGAACACUACAACAGUCUCAUCCAAGACGGGACACUGCGGGAAGACCUGCAUCAGAAAGCAGUGCUCCAGCGCUUGGAUCAGAUGCAGAAAGACAUGAACGCUUACGCCAACAGACCCACGUCUUUGCUGUCAAAGUUUUUCUCCAAACCCAAGCCCCCAAAAGGCUUCUAUAUCUAUGGAGACGUUGAGACUGACAGGAAGAAGAGGGUCCACUUUCACGGGUUCAUGUUAGAUGUACACAAAAGAAUACACCGCCUUAAACAAAGCCUGCCGAAGCGGAGGGCGGGCAAGAUGGCCAAAUCCUACGACCCGAUUGCGCCCGUCGCCGUGGAGAUCAGCGAGGAGACCUGCCUCCUGUGCUUUGAUGAGUUUCAGGUCACAGACAUCGCCGAUGCCAUGAUCCUGAAGCAGCUCUUCGAGAACCUCUUCCUCAACGGGGUGGUGAUGGUGGCCACAUCCAACCGGCCGCCAGAAGAUCUCUACAAAAAUGGGUUGCAGAGGUCUAACUUCGUGCCGUUCAUUGCCGUGCUGAAGGAAUAUUGCGAAACUCUGCAGCUGGACUCUGGCAUCGAUUACCGCAAGAGAGACCUGCCCUCGGCUGGAAAACUCUACUACCUCACUAGUGAAGAGAACGUGGAGGCCGUGCUGGAUAAGAUGUUUGACGAGCUGGCACUCAAGCAGAAUGACAUCACCCGGCCCAGGAUCCUGAAGGUGCAGGGCAGAAAGCUGAUCCUGAGCAAAGCCUGCGGGACCAUCGCGGACUGCACCUUCGAGGAGCUGUGUGACCGGCCGCUGGGCGCCAGCGAUUACCUGGAGAUCUCGCGGCUGUUCGACACAGUUUUCAUCCGGCACAUUCCGCUGCUGACGCUCGCCAAGAAGACGCAGGCCCGGCGCUUCAUCACCCUCAUCGACGCCCUCUACGACCACAAGGUGCGAGUGGUGAUUCUGGCCGAGACGCCGCUGGAGAGCAUCUUUGUCCAGGACGAGCACGGCCAUGACGACGAGCAUCACCGGAUCCUCAUGGAUGACCUGGGUCUAAAACGGGAUUCAGCCAGUGAGCUGGCCAUCUUCAGUGGGGAGGAGGAGGUGUUCGCCUUCCAGAGGACGGUGUCCCGCCUGUCGGAGAUGCAGACGGAAAAGUACUGGACAGAAGGGGACAGGAGCGCCUCAUGACCCGGCAACCACCGCCGCCCGCCACGCCUCCGAACCAGCUCCAGGAAACUAAGCGCAGUGGGACACAGUGUUUAAUCAAUGCACAAUAUUUAUUAUUAAUAUUAUUAUUUUUAUGGGAUCUUUGCUCUGGCACUUUAUGGACUUACAGGGCCUUUUUAAAGUACCACGCUCAUUGCCACAUCUCUCUGAGUCCCGGAGUUUUAACAUGGGAAACUGUGGUGUGAGGUGGGGUUUAGUGUUCAUAUUGUAACUGAGAGAAACAUGCUCUAUUUUUAUAAUGGCUCUCGAGGGAUGGUGCUUGAAAUGUUGCCUGAACACCAGAUUUUGGGUGGUGUAACGGUAAGGUGUUUUUUUGUUCGUGUGUGUGUUUGUCAGUGCAGAUGUUGGAGAACUAGAGUUCCUGCUCUUUUAACUCGUAUAUGACACUCAACUCCACAGCCCUCUGGUAAAUGACUCUAAAUCCAUAAUGACUCUCUGGAUAUCAAGUAAUGGGAACUGGCACACAGAAAAGAUUGAUUAAAAAUAUAAAUAUAGGGUGCCUAAAAUGUUAAAUUGCUUUAGAAAUUUAUGGUAGGCAUCAUCUGGACUCGGGACCCACUGGGGAUCCACACUCAGUUGCUGGAGAGCAGAGUAUCAGUAUCCGGCCAGUAGUAUCAGGACCAACUCAUUAAUUAGCAAUGUACCAUAGUGCAGCACAGUAGAACAUUUCUUGGCAUGGGACAUCGAUACAGUGUUCUGGUGCGAUUUAUUAUUUGGAACAAUGUGGUAAAUGUCAAACAGAUUUACUGUAUGUACUAAUUAUAUAAUUUAGAGCAGAAAUGGGGGCAAAAACUUCCCCAGCGUCAGCCCUCUAGCAGCUGAGUUUGACGCCCACAGUUUAAUUAAUGAGGGUCCAAAACACAAUCUGGUCGUGUUGAACAUUUGGCCAUAAUGCAGUAUUGCCUCUUUGUACAGAUUUGCUUGUAUGUUGCUGCAUAGAAAUGCUUUAAAAAUGAUGAAUUCAUCUCAGAUUGAAGGUUUGUCAGAUACAGUACAAAAUACUGGUAUUUUAAAGUACUGUGCUCUGUACAGUUCUGUAAAAUUGUGACAAUUUUAUGUUGCACAUCA
This is a messenger RNA of Megalops cyprinoides (Indo-Pacific tarpon), 2397 nucleotides long. It is a transcript of the gene afg1la, whose product is annotated as AFG1 like ATPase a. The transcript has 13 exons. Bases 1 to 1290 code for a protein of 429 amino acids. Gene Ontology annotation, molecular function: ATP binding; ATP hydrolysis activity. The record is from RefSeq and is a predicted model, not a curated record. Lineage: Eukaryota; Metazoa; Chordata; Actinopteri; Elopiformes; Megalopidae. Gene Ontology annotation, cellular component: mitochondrion; cytoplasm.